AUGGAAGCAAUCGGAGACCUAAUGACGACUCACCAUAAGAAGACAGCGGCUGACAUGACCCUAAUUAGGGAUGAAAUCAAGGGCAUUACAGACAGGCUGGGAAAGGUGGAGGCCUCCUCCGACAGCAACACCAACCAAAUCAUGGAUCUGCAAGUAGCGAUCAAGGACCUGCAGCAAAAAACCCUGCAGCAAGAAAUUCAAAUGAAGACAGGCACCGACAAAACAAUCUCAAGCUCAGAUGAGUUGCAGACUCCAUACCGGAGGCUGAACUACCGCAUUUUGUCAGGCAACUCCUCACGGAACUACUGA
This is a messenger RNA of Pelobates cultripes (western spadefoot toad), 309 nucleotides long. Lineage: Eukaryota; Metazoa; Chordata; Amphibia; Anura; Pelobatidae. The record is from the annotation of a GenBank genome assembly.